AGCUCAGAAAAGAAUAUCCAGAGUUGCACGAGAAGUGAGCAGCAGGGAAGACCAAGCAAGGUGUCCACGGCUGGAAAUUAGGAAACCUGAGUUCAGGUUUGUCCCUGCCACUGACUGGGUGUACGAGAGACUCCUUUCCCCACUUUACCUUAGUUACCUCCUCUGUUACGUAAAUCACUUGGACUAGCUAGCGCUGAUCUCUUCAAGCUCUAAUAUUUUAUGAUUCUGAAGCUUUGGAAAGGUAGGCUAAGGCCAGAUGAUGAUAAGGCCUUGAAUGCCAAGCUGAAAAGUCCAGCUGAUCUCAGCCUCUAAGAUUCUAUGGUUCUCAGGAUCCCCGGCAUUAUGGCACUGGAGAAGGUAUGUGAGGAAGAGGUAGAGGACCCGACCUUGACUCGGCUCCUUGGGACCAGCACUGUUUUCAGGGGACUUGAACCCCGAAAAUUGUCAAUCAGGGGCCUUCUCUUGCCAAACAAGAUCAAAGAGCAUUUUCAACAUGGGCAGGAUGCCAUGUCCAAAGGGGAGUGGGAAAAGGCUGUUCUCUCCUUCUCCAAAGCCAUCAACCUUAAUCCCCAGCUGGUGGAAUCUUAUGUGCUUCGGGCAGAGGCCUACCUCCAGCUGUGCGACUUUGCCUCAGCAGCCCAGAACCUUCGAAAGGCUGCCUUGUUAGCCCCACACCGGUCGCAGUUUAUGGAGCGCCUCUGCUUUGUCCUUUACCUGCAGGGCCAGUGUCUCUUUGAACAACAAGCAUACAUGAAAGCCUUAGACCUGUUCACCCAGGCUUCGGAGCUGCAGCCUCAUAAGCCCUCCUACCGCUUCCGCAGCAUCGCUUGCCUGUUGGCCAUGAAACGACAUCAAGAAUGCCUCCAGAUGGUCACAAAAGAGUUGAAACAGAGUUCCAACCCUGAUGUCUACAUCCUCCGUGCUCGACUCUAUAACUACUUCCUAAAGCCAAAUCAGUGUUAUCAGGAUCUGCACCGGGCCCUCACCAUUAAUCCUGAGCACCCUGAGGCCAACACACUGCUGGAGAAAUUAUUGGUCCAGGCCAGGAAGGCCCGGGAGGAAGCAGUGGUCAUGGCCUUGAAGGGGAGCCUGGAGGAUUCUUUGAUCCGAAUCAACUGUGCCAUCGAGAACAGCCCAAUGGACCCUGGCUACUACUUAUUCAGGGGCACUCUGUUUCGGAGGCUUAGAGACUUUGAUGCAGCCAUUGAAGACUUUCUCAAGGCCCUGGAGUUAAGCCCGGAUGAUGAGGAUAACGAGAUCUCCAGGCAGGCCCAGCGCCAGCUGCUGCUCACCUACAAUGACUUUGCAGUCUUCUGCUAUACCAAGGGUGCCUAUGAAGAAGGCGUGUUGCUCCUCAACAAGGCCCUACGGGGUGAAAAAAGAGAGAAGGGCAUCUACAUCAAUAGAGGGGAUUGUUUCUUCAAGCUUGGAGAGCUGGCCUUUGCUGAGGCUGAUUACCUGGAGGCACUGGCCCUGUCCCCUGGGGACCAGGGUGCUCGGUACCGCAUGGGAAUGCUUCAGGAGAAGCUGGGGCUUCGCAAGCAUCAGCUGAGACAAUACCACAAGGCCGAAAAACACUUCUCUUCAGCCAUCGAGUACAACCCAGAGAGGGCAAACUUGUACCUCCUCCGUGCCAGGAGCCGCCUAAUGCUGCAGGAUAUCUUUGGGGCUCGGCAAGAUGUUGCUACUCUGCUGCUUCUCAACCCCAAACACCCCCAGCUGGUUCCUAUGAUGGCGAACCUCUUUCCUGGCCAGUCCACAAAGUCCGUGCUGAACAGCAAGACAAUGGUGAUGGUUAAAACCCUCCUGGAGAGGGCGAUGAAGAACCAGCUUCUCCAGUGCCCCCAGAAUAUCCUGGGACUCUUGAACAAGGGUGCUUCCACAGAGAAAGAUGUGAAUGAGAAGCCAGACACCAUACCCACUCCAGAGCAGGCCCCUUACUCUGGAGAGAGAGGGCUCCCCGACAACAUUCCUGUGGUUCCCACGUCAGGGAUCCAGGCAAGGGAAGGAAGUUGGAUGGCUUUGCUCCCUGGGACCUCACACCUUAUAGAUUUCAGACCCCUGGAGGGAAUCUACAAGGUCCCUUCCAACCCUGAGAUUCUGUGGUUCCUUAAGGAUCAGACUCUGAUCGAGGACAACACAGAGCAAGCAGCGAGUCAAGAGGAACAGCCUGGAAGCCCCUCAAUGGGCCAAGCUUCUCCUGGGCAGACACCCUCCUUGGAGGCCAAGACUGCUGCCACAUAGACCAAAGUGAAGGCAAAAGCACAAUGGCCUUUCCCUGAACCAGGAUGUUGACGGCCCUGGCUUCUCUUUCCCCAAUCCUAACAGGUGGGCACCGUCUAUGUCCACCCUUGCAUUUUUGGGGAUAAAAGGGUAGGUCUAUGAGAUAGACCUCUUGACACUGAAGGAAAUCCCUCAGCUCCUUUUCCACCUGCCCUGGGCCUUCAGCCUGUCUUCAUACACAUCAUUUCUUGCCCCUGGCCUCCUUUCUAAAUAGAGCCAGGAUUUCUCCA
This is a messenger RNA of Trichosurus vulpecula (common brushtail), 2513 nucleotides long. RefSeq names its product tetratricopeptide repeat domain 16 (gene TTC16). The transcript has 13 exons. NCBI's taxonomy places the organism in Eukaryota, Metazoa, Chordata, Mammalia, Diprotodontia, Phalangeridae. Gene Ontology annotation, molecular function: protein binding. The record is from RefSeq and is a predicted model, not a curated record. The coding region runs from base 319 to 2244 and encodes 641 amino acids.